CCGCCGCCGCCACCCGCCGCCCGCCGCCUCGCAGCGCAGCGGGCUGCCCAUUUUCCAGGCGCGGGGCCGGCUGCUGAGGCAUCUCCGCGAGCUCGACAGCGCCGUCCUCAUCGGAGAAACGGGCUCAGGGAAGACCACUCAGGUCCCUCAGUACCUCUACGAAGCAGGGGUUGGCCGCCAAGGCAUCAUUGCUGUGACCCAGCCUCGCAGAGUAGCAGCUAUAGCCUUGGCUACCAGAGUCUCAGAUGAGAAGAAGACAGAACUGGGGAAACUGGUCGGGUACUCGGUGCGCUUCGACGAUCUGACGUCGGAUGAGACCAGGAUCAAGUUCCUGACGGAUGGGAUGCUGCUGCGGGAGGCUCUGGGGGACCCGCUGCUGCGCAGGUACAACGUGGUCAUCCUGGAUGAAGCCCAUGAGAGGACCAUCCACACAGAUGUGCUCUUUGGAGUGGUGAAAGCUGCACAAAAGAGACGAAAGGAGCUGGGCAAAGUGCCACUAAAAGUGAUUGUCAUGUCAGCUACGAUGGAUGUUGAUCAGUUCUCCCAGUACUUCAAUGAAGCUCCUGUUCUCUAUUUAGAAGGCAGACAGCAUCCCAUUCAGAUCUUUUACACUAAACAGCCUCAGAGUGAUUACCUCCAUGCAGCACUGGUGUCAGUCUUCCAAAUCCACCAGGAAGCACCCCCUUCUCAGGACAUCCUGGUGUUUCUGACUGGUCAGGAAGAAAUUGAGGCAAUGACCAAAACCUGUCAAGACAUUUCCAAGCAUCUCCCUGAUGGCUGCCCACAGAUGAUGGUGAUGCCACUUUAUGCUUCUCUGCCUUACUGGCAACAACUCCGUGUCUUUCAGGCUGCUCCUAAGGGCUGUCGCAAAGUGAUCCUCUCCACCAACAUUGCAGAAACCUCCAUCACCAUUGGAAGAAUCAAAUACGUUGUGGACACGGGCAUGGUGAAAGCAAAGAAGUACAGCGCUGAAGUUGGUCUGGAAGUGUUGGCAGUGCAGAGGGUGUCAAAGGCCCAGGCCUGGCAGCGCACGGGCAGGGCAGGGCGAGAGGACAGCGGGGUCUGCUACCGGCUCUACACUGAGAAGGAGUUUGAGAAGUUUGAUGAGAUGACAGUACCUGAGAUACAGAGGUGUAACCUGGACAGUGUGGUGCUUCAGCUCCUGGCCCUGAGGAUUCCCAACGUGCUCACCUUUGACUUCAUGUCUAAACCAUCUCCUGAUGCUCUUCAAGCAGCGAUUGAGCAGCUGCAGCUGCUGGGAGCUGUGGAACGGAAGGAACAUCAGUUUGUCCUGACACCCCUGGGGAGGAAGAUGGCAGCCUUUCCCCUGGAGCCAAAGUUCUCUAAAACCAUCCUCGUGUCCCCCAAGUUCCACUGUACAGAAGAGAUCCUGACCAUUGUGGCACUGUUAUCAGUGGACAGUGUCCUCUACAAUCCCCCUGCCCGGCGUGAGGAGGUGCAAUCUGUCAGGAAGAAAUUCAUCUCCAGUGAAGGAGAUCAUCUGACCCUGCUCAACGUGUACAGGGCCUUCAACAAAGUCAAUGGCAACAAGGGAUGGUGCCGAGAGAACUUUGUCAACGGCAGGAACAUGAUGCUUGUGUCAGAUGUCAGAGCUCAGCUCAGGGACAUCUGUGUAAAGCUCUCCAUGCCCAUCACAUCCUCCCGCUCGGACACCAGCAACAUCCGCCGCUGCCUGGCCCACAGCCUCUUCAUGAACGCCGCCGAGCUGCAGCCGGACGGCACGUACCGCGCCCUGGGCUCGCAGCAGCGCGUGGCCAUCCACCCCUCCUCCGUGCUGUUCCACUGCCAGCCGGCCUGCGUGGUGUACGACGGGCUGCUGCACACCAACAAGUGCUACAUGCGCGACCUGUGCGUGGUGGACGCCGACUGGCUCUACGACGCGGCGCCCGACUACUUCUGCAGGAAGCUGCGGGCAGCCAGGGCCUGACACCCGCGGGGCUCACGCCGGCAGCCCUGGGGGUGGUCCUUAGACUCUCUGAGGUCAUUUCCUACUUUGCCUUGCAAGUGGGAUGAAAACCUCCGAGGGAAACGGCUUCUCUGUGAGAGGCAGAGCUCUGGAGCUCAGAACUGGCAUUCUUCUUCACGGUUGAUGUACUCUGUGCACACGUGGGAUAAAUAUGUGCUGGGGAGCACCGUGUUCUAGGUUUUAAUGCUUACUCAAGUUUAACAGGUUUGUAUAUAAGGAAAUUAAACCCUAAGAGCUCUUUUGAGCAGG
Messenger RNA from Colius striatus (speckled mousebird), 2236 nucleotides. RefSeq names its product DEAH-box helicase 33 (gene DHX33). The record is from RefSeq and is a predicted model, not a curated record. Gene Ontology annotation, molecular function: RNA binding. Gene Ontology annotation, cellular component: nucleolus; intracellular anatomical structure. Gene Ontology annotation, biological process: positive regulation of transcription by RNA polymerase I. The transcript has 12 exons. Bases 344 to 1948 code for a protein of 534 amino acids. Lineage: Eukaryota; Metazoa; Chordata; Aves; Coliiformes; Coliidae.